Messenger RNA from Lepisosteus oculatus (spotted gar), 8945 nucleotides. Lineage: Eukaryota; Metazoa; Chordata; Actinopteri; Semionotiformes; Lepisosteidae. The record is from RefSeq and is a predicted model, not a curated record.
AUCUUGCUUUGUUUCUACAGCUCAAUUCAAUCUCUCCAGCAAAGAGUAGCUAUUCUACAGGACCAAUGUCAGGAUUAUCUGAAAAGAGCAGAGCACCAUCUCCAGUUUUACCUAGAUUCUGGAUCAUCAGGCAGAGGCAAGGCAGAUGCUGAGAAAUAUCUGGUAAUGUCAAAUGAAAGUAUUGAGCAGCUCAAUAUAUGUGCAAGAGAGCUCAGGUCUCUGAAUCAGCCCUUUGAGCAUGCGGCUAGGAGCGCCCAGCAGUUCAAGGAGCAGGUCCGUGCUGCCCACUCGCUGCUGCAGGGCACCCUGCGCCGGAAGGGCAGCAUGAACUGGGAGGACCCUGGGAGAAGUUUUAAUGAAGCCAUGGGUUGGAUUGGGCAACAGAAGCGGUUGAUUGAGACUUCGCCUUGGGGUGAUGACAGUGCCGCCAUUGAGCAGCAGAUCUACAACCAGAAGAAGUUUCAGAGCUCCAUCCAGAGGAGUGCUGAGGUGGACAGAGCCAGGGAUGAGCUGCUCCAAAAAGGUGAAAAGGGGGCACUCCAUGCCCUGGAUCAAGAGUGGGACAGCCUGCAGAAAAUGUGUUUUGAACGAAUGAAGCAGCUGAAGGACCUACAAAGCAUCAUAGAAGAAAUAUCCAAAGAGAUCAUGUGGGUGAAUGAAAGAGAGGAGGAGGAACUGGUCUUCGACUGGGGUGAUAAGAACAUCGAUAACUACAUCCCCAAGAAGCAAGAGGGCUAUUCAAAACUUAUGAGUGACCUGGAAGAAAAAGAAAAGUACCUCAAUAAGCUGAAGCAAAAAGUGGAUGGUCUUCUCAAGAAUAAUCACCCUGCUUUUGACAAGAUUGAGGCAUACAUGGACACUUUGCAAACACAAUGGAGCUGGCUUCUUCAAAUAACAAAAUGCAUUCAUGUACACCUGAAGGAAAAUGCUGCCUACAGCCAGUUCUUCAAGGAAGCCACUGAAACCUACAGCAAGCUGCAGAAGCAACACGAAAGUAUCCGCAAGAACUUUGCUUGUGACAAGAGCACACCUCUGGAAAGACUGCUGGAGUUUGUUACUAACCUGGAGAAAGAGAAAGAGCGGAUCAUGGAGAACAGGAGGCAGGUGCAGCACCUGAUGAGCAAGGCCAAGACCAUCGUGCAGCUGAAGCCGCGGAACCCGGAGGAGAAGAGCAGCAGCACCGUGAUCGUGCAGGCCCUGACCGACUUCAAGCAGGACCAGAAAGUAAUCCUGAAGGGCAACGAGGGCAUCCUGAAAGACAACUCCCAGCGCAGCAAGUGGCAGGUGACCGGCCCGGGGGGGCUGGACAUGCUGAUUCCUUCGGUCUGUCUCCUCAUCCCGCCCCCCAAUCCUCUCAGCAUCAGCCUUGCUGCCAAGAAUGAACAAUAUUAUGAGGCUAUUAUGUCAAUCUGGAGCCAGCUGAAUAUAAACAUCAGGAGUUUGGUGUCCUGGCAGUACUGCUUGAAAGACAUAAAUCACAUUAAUUCUUUGACCAUUACCAUGCUUGCGAAGAUGCGUCCAGAAGAAUACCGCAGCAUUAUCAAGAGCUUAGAAAUGCGUUACCAAGAGUUCCUGAGGCAGUCUCAUGGAUCGGAAAUGUUUGGUGAAGAAGAUAAGAAGAAGAUUGAGUCAGAAUACAGUGGAGCACAAGACCACUACAACACUCUUGUUGUAAAACUGCCAGAGUACGUCGCAGGGUCACGGAGCGAGGUGAUCAUCAACGACGCCAAAGCACCAGUGGUCAGUCAUCAACCAACCCCCCCUCCACCUCCUGCCCCGUCUCCGGUCUUGACUGCCCCGUCUCCGGUCAGCUCUUCCAGUCAGAGCCUGUUGAUCGCGCUGCACGCUCUGCGCCAGAGGCUUGACAAGUGUGCGGCCAACAUGACUUCUCACAUUUACAUCUCCCUGCAAGAGGACUCGGUCAGCGACUGCACCGCCAGAAUCUCCCAGCUGGAGGCUGUGCAAGGUGAAGUAGACUCCAUUUAUGAUGCCUACAUCAAACUGAAAGAGACAAUUCUGAGGCAGCUUCAGGGAUUGAAUGACCCAGACAAGGAGAAGUUUCUUCAGGCAGAACUUGCAUUUAUAAACCAGAAACUUGGUGGCAUGAGAAGCUUUUCUUCUUCCUAUUUGGAAAGGCUGAAAGCACUUCGAGCUCUGCUUCAGAGCAUCCUGCAGGCCGAAGACAUCAUCAAAGUGCAUGAGGCCAGACUCACUGAAAAGGAAACCACUUCUCUUGACCCCAAUGAAAUAGAAGGCUACAGAGCAGCUCUGAAGCAAAUGAAAUUAGAUCUGGAGGCCAGAAAGGACCUUAUCAAAAAUAUGGAAGUGCACCUGCAUAACGCGGUGCAUUGGAACAGCCAGAUCGAUGAUUCGUUCAACAAGUGUGAUUUGGAUCUGUCAAAGUAUGCGGAGGUGGUGGGGCAGAUGUCUGACCGCUGGCGCAGGAUCCAGGCCCAGAUUGACAGCAGACUUUGGGAUUUGGAGAAGCAUUUGCAGCAGCUGAAGCACUUCACACAGACCAGCACAGUGCUCAGAAAGUGGAUUGAUGAAGCAAAGCAACGCCAAGACACGCUCCAGUCUGGCAAAUUUGAAGAUACCAAAGUAAUUAUGGACUAUCUGAAUCAGCAAAAGAUGCUACAUGCUGAAAUAAAAGGAAAGAGGGACAAAGUGGAAGAUGUUCAGAAGAACGCGGAGCUAUGCUCAAAUUCAGUGAAGGAUUAUGAGCUCCAACUUGCUUCAUACAGCGCAGGGCUGGAGACGCUGCUGAACAUACCCAUUAAAAGGACUAUGGUGCAGUCCCCUUCCACUGUCAUACUGCAAGAGUCAGCAGAUCUGCAGUCUCGUUACAUCGAACUCCUCACAAGGUCCAGUGACUAUUACAAGUUCCUGGGGGAAAUGCUAAGAAACCUGGAAGAAAUAAAGAUAAGGAACACCAAGAUUGAACUUUUGGAAGAGGAGCUGAAACGGAGGAAAGAUGACAGCAGUGACCAAUCCCAAAAGAAUAAAGCUCUGGAAGAUGUCCUAGCCAAAUACCGACUGGAGCUGAAUGAACAUAAGGAAAGAUUAUCGUCCAUGGAGACUGUCAAAAUGACACAGGCAAUGGAGUACAGCGCUGCAAAGCAGAACCUGGACAGCACUUUCACCCAAGUUAAAGACCUGUCCGAGCAGGUGACCAGGCUAACCUAUCAGAUUGAGGAAGAAAAGAGGAAGAGGAAACUGGCUGAGGAGCGGUAUUCCAGUCAACAGCAAGAAUUUGAUCUCGUCAUCAAAAAGAGGCAGAAAGAGCUGGACGACGUCAGCUGGGAAAAGAUAGACAUCGAAAAGACAAUCAAGGACAAGGAGCGAGAGAUCGAACGGCUGAAAAUGCAACUGGAGGACGAGGGAGCUCGAAAGCGUGAAUUCGAAGCCGAGCUUUCAAAGGUAAGGAACCAACACAAUCAGGAAAUAAUUAACCUUAAAAAAACGUACGAGUCAGAAAUCCAUGUCACAAAGACAAGUGUCCAAAAGAUAAGCAUGCAGAGAGAGGAGGACUCGACAGCACUGAAGUUACAGCUCGAAAGAGUUAUGUCAGAAAAGAGGGACUUGGAAGAUGAGGUGAGGAGAUUGAGGACUUCAAUCAGUCAAACGGAGGCGAUGUGGAAGAAAGCUGAAGAAACAGUGCACCAGCAGAAGGCAUCUGGCACUGAAGAGUACAGAAAGCGAAGGGAGGUCGAGAUUGAGUUACAGACCAUCAUCAGGCAGCGGAGUGAAGAAGGCCAGAGGCACAAAGAGGCCCUUGAGGAUGCAUCCAAAGCAAUCCAGGACAAAAGCAAGCAAAUCAGUGAGCUCAGGCAGAACCUGGAAGAGGAAGCACGAAAAAGAAAAGCCCUGGAAACAGAAAACACUUCUCUCAGACAAACUCAGAUCAGUCUGCAGAAAAAACACGAGUCUUCUACGGAGGUCAUAAACAGGCUGAAGUCAACAGAGCAGGAGAUCAGUGUGGUCAAAAUAGAACUGGAAAGGCAGACGAGGGACAAGAAGAAAGCAGAACAAGAAGUUGUCAGACUCCAGAACAGGAUUAAAGACUUUCAGGAGAUGGUUGACAGGCUGGAAGUUGAAGUGGAUGAUCAGAAGAGGGUAGCAAGGGAAGAGUCUGCAAAGAGAAUAGGUUUAGAAGCAGAAGUAGCUAAGAUGAGCCAGUCCUGCAAAGGACAUCUGAAUACAAUCAAAGAACUCAGAGAGCAGCAGGAGCACAUUUCCAUAAUAAGUAAAACAUCUCAACAAGAACUGCAAAGCCAGCAAGACUCCCUAAACCAGAGCCUGAAAGAGCAUAAACUUGUUACUGAUAAGCUGAAUGCUGACCUGAAAACCCUGCAGAACAAACUCCUUCAGGAGCAGGCAAACGUCAAAGAAGCAAAUCUCAGAAACGAGCAGCUGUACAGAACCAUUGAGGAAAAGAGUAAGAUUAUCAAUGAGAACAAGUCUGAAAUAGAGAGGCUGCAAAACCUCACUGAGAACCUGACCAAAGAGCGUCUGAGGUUAGAGGAAGAGUCGAGGUGGCUGAAGCAGGAGAGGGACGAGCUGAAAAAGAGCAAAGACGAUGGUGAAAGCGAAACCCUUUCUCAGAUCUCGUUCCUGCAACGUCAGCUGCAAGACAGCACCAAACGAUCACUCGAGCAUCAGACACUUGUUAAUGAGUUGUCCAAGGAAAGGGAAAAGUUGAAACUGGAAAUUGAAAAAUUCCAAAAACAAACAACUGAGACCUCCUCCUUGGUUCAUGCAUCUCAGACUCAGUACAAUGAGCUUUUGCAGGAGAAGGACAGUCUUAUACUGAAGAUCAAGCUACUGGAGCAGGACAAAGCUAGAAUGCAGAAAUAUGAAGACGAACUCAGCCGCAUCAGGGUUUCCCUCGAAUCUGAAAUUCGCAUGAAGCAACGCCUUCAAGAUGAAAAUCAGCAGAUUCGGAAUGAUUUCAAUUACUGGAAAAGCCAGUAUGAGCUGAAAGAGGACUUAGCCAGGAAGGGUGAGACAGAGAAAGAUAAGCUUGAGAGAGAGAGAAACUCGCUGAAAAACGAAGUUGAAAGGCUUGUAGCGGAAUUAAAACUGAUGGAGGAAAGAUAUAAAAAUCGUUUGAAAAGCACGGAAAGGGAAAUGUCAGAGUUGGAAUCCACAAAAGAAAGCAUGGAGAGGGAGCUUAGAAAACUCAACCAGCGUCCCUACGCUUACAGCAAAGAAACCCAGACGGACACGAACGUGGUCACGGUAGAUUCUUCCAAACUUGUGUUUGACGGGUUGCGUAGAAAGGUCACGGCUAAUCAGUUGUACGAUUGUGGGAUUAUUGAUAAGCUUACUCUGGAUAAGCUUCUCAAGGGACAGAAGACAGUAGAUGAAGUGGCCCUAGACAUCCAGCUCAAUUUAAAAGGAACAGGGGUCAUAGCGGGCGUGGUGGCCGAAUCGCAGGGGAAGCUGUCCAUCACGGACGCCAAGAAGAAGAACUUGAUCUCUCCGGAAAGUGCUGUGAUGCUAUUAGAAGCGCAAGCAGCCACGGGGCACGUUAUCGAUCCCAAAACAAGCGAAAGGCUUCCAGUGGAUGUUGCCUGUACCAGGGGCCUAGUAGAUGGAAAGGAUAGAGACGCGCUGCUCACAGCCGAAGCGGCUAGCGCUGGCUUCAAGGAUCCGUACACGGGCAAGCUUCUGUCCGUCGGUCAAGCAAUGAAAAAGGGACAGGUCGACAGAACAACGGCAAUCCGUUUGUUGGAGGCGCAGGAGUCUGCCGGAGGUAUAGUCGAUCCUGUCCUCAGCGUGUUCCUUCCGAAAGAUGCGGCCCUUGAUCGGGGGUUAAUUGAUGAGGAUCUCUACAGAUCUCUCAAUAAGAAACCAACCAGUUACAUAGACCCUGCAACGAAGGAAAAUGUCAGUUACAUUCAGUUGAAAAAAUUGAGCAAAGCCGAGCCUCACACUGGUUUGCUGCUCCUUCACUUGAAGCCUCAGCAAGACAUGACCGUUUCAGGACUCAGAGGAGAAGUUCCCAUUAAAGAGCUGGUAGAUUCAAACCUUUUACAGAAGUCGGAUGCAGAAAAAUUGGCUGCAGGACAACUCUCCAAACAAGAUAUUGAAGACAAACUAAAGUCUUACUUGCGUGGCUCAAGCUGUAUUGCUGGAAUUUAUGAUGAAGCCAAUGACAGAACACUCUCCAUCUAUCAAGCAAUGAAAGAAGGGCUGCUUAGACCUGGCACCACUCUGGAACUUCUGGAAGCCCAAGCAGCAUCAGGGUUCAUGGUGGAUCCUGUUAAUAAUGUUUGCUUGACAGUGGAAGAGGCUUAUAAGAGAUGCAUAAUUGGCAGAGAGUUUAAGGACAAACUCAUGGCUGCUGAAAGGGCUGUCACCGGAUACAAAGACCCAUCAACGGGGAAAAUCAUUUCAUUGUUUCAAGCCAUAGAAAAGGAACUAAUUGAGAAAGGACAUGGCAUCAGGUUGCUGGAAGCUCAGAUUGCAAGUGGUGGUAUAAUUGACCCCGAACACAGUCACCGCAUAGACGUUGAUGUUGCCUACAAACGUGGGUAUUUCGAUAAAGAAAUGAACGAUAUCUUGUCUUAUGAAGGGGAUGACACCAAAGGUUUCUUUGACCCAAACACUGAAGAAAAUCUAACAUAUCUGCAGCUUAAAGACCGGUGCAUUAAGGAUAAACAGACUGGUCUCACCCUACUUCCACUGAGAGAUAAGAAGAAACAACAGCAGUUGACUCAGAAGAACACCCUGCGCAAGCGCAGAGUGGUGAUUGUUGAUCCUGACACUGACAAGGAAAUGACAGUACGUGAAGCUUUUCACCGGAACCUGAUUGACUAUGACACAUUCUUGGAGCUCUCCGAGCAGGAAUGCGAGUGGGAAGAGAUAACUAUCACUUCAUCCGACGGCACGUCAAGAGUAGUAAUUGUUGAUCGGAAAACCGGCCAGCAGUACGACAUUCAGGAUUCUGUAGAUAAGGGUGUCAUUGACAAAUCGGCAUUGGAGAAAUAUCGCUCGGGGUCCCUGACCCUUACGCAGUUUGCAGACAUGUUGACCACCAAGAGCACCGGGGAAGUCUUGGUCAGUUCUUCUAGUCUUGAAUUUACCAGCAGGAGCCCCACAUUACUUAAACCUGGGUCACCAGCUACCCCAAGAAAACUUUGGUCUGGCGUCUCGAUAAGUCUUUCGCCCCCCUCCGAUCUGUUAGAAGAUCAAAGUCCGAUCGCAGCUAUAUUUGACACCGAAACCAUCGAAAAAAUAACCAUAACCGAAGCGGUACGACGGGGGCUUGUGGACUCUAUCACGGGGCAGCGGCUGUUGGAGGCUCAGGCCUGUACUGGAGGCAUCAUAAAUCCCUCAAAUGGUCUUCGGCUCACGUUGGAUGAUGCGGUAAGACAGGGCAUCAUUGACCAGGACAUGGCUGUGAGGCUGAAGCCAGCUUAUAAAGCAUUUGUAGGCUUUGAAGAUGUGAAAACCAAGCGUCAGAUGUCGGCGGCGCAAGCAAUUAAGGAGAAGUGGUUACCGUAUGAAGCUGGGCAGAGGUUCCUUGAGUAUCAGUAUGUCACAGGAGGCCUGAUGGAACCCGGUACCACUCAAAGGAGAAGUAUUGAAGAAGCCAUCAGAAAAGGCUGGCUGGAUGGAAGAGGAGCUCAGAAACUCCAAGAUGCCAAGCGCUAUGCCAAGAGUUUGACGUGUCCUAAAACCAAGCUAAAGAUUUCAUACAAGGAGGCCAUGGAAAAUUGCAUGGUGGAGGAAAACACCGGGAUGAAAUUGCUGCAAGCGUCCUCCAUGUCCUCUGAAGGAAUCAGCAGCCCCUACAACGUUUCAUCUGCGCCGGGGUCCCGCUCCGGGUCCAGGAGCGGCUCAAGACGAGGCAGCGUAGAUAUGUCUUCAAACUUUACUUUCAACUACACCUCCUCCACUUUUAGCUCCAGCUCUCUCUCAUAAUACAAUGGGGGGAUCUGAGAUUUGUUACGUUUCUCAAAACGUAGAGGAGACCAAGUUCAAGUUUUAAAGGGGAGUGGCUGUGGAAUAGAUAUACACAAUAUUAGGCAUUUAGCAGCUGUUUGGUAUUUAGCUACAAUACUUAGUUAUACAGGGCAAGGGAUUAUUUUUUGCAGCUAGUUUUGUUUCCUUAUUUUUCAUCUGCCUGGUAUAUGUUCUGACAGAUUUUUUUUUUUUUUUGGUUUUACUCGGUCAUGUACUAAAAAUAUCUGAUUUUCUUUAGGAACUGUGUGGAUUUUUUAUUCUUCUCUUCACAAUGUCCUCACUAAUUCCUUAAGUUUCUUCUUCGUAGAAAAGCCAAUAAUGAAUUUUUGAAAAUGAUACCCCUGUUCCACAGAAAUGUCCAGGGUCUGCAACCUAAAGUGGCUCAACUGUGCGUGUUCGUCUUAGCCGUUUUAAUCACAAUAAGGUAGCAGAUAUAAAAUUAUCGUUUGCACUGUGGAAUCUGAAAGGGCUUGCACCACCAUGCUGUGGCUCUAGAUUUUAGGCUCUCUUUUAAGUGUUCUUCAGCUGUACUUUAGGAAUUGUGAGCAUUACAUCCCAAUAUUAAUUUUGCAAUUCAUUGCUUACCAAUGCAUUCAUGAUGCGUAAGUUGAAUUCGGCCGUAAUGAGACAGGCACGAAGCUGCAUAGAGGUGAGAUUUUUCAGUGUAUUCUGUUACUGCCUAGAAACAGCAGUCCUGUGACCAGUUCCUUUUGUAUUAGUUUUUUUUUUCAUUUUGUAAAAUGCAUAAAUGCAUUCACGAAACGGCGAAGCAAAUAACCAUCUGUACUCAACUUUAAUUUUUUCCCUCCAUUAUGGAGACGGAAUCAGGUUUUGAAAAACAUCUUUGUACUCUUGACGUUUUCCACUGUGAUCUGUAUGCAAACCCCCCUCCAAAGAAUGAAAUGCUGCACAAAUAAACAUGACUAAUAUCUUUCAAUGUGCGCUUGGUAAUAAACCUUUUUAUAGAAUAA